GGUGCAUGUUUAGAAGCUGCUUCCAGUUCAGAGGCUGCACCAGCAGAGGCUCAGCGCACAGCCAUGGCACACAAGCUGGUGCUUAUCCUGGGAGCUCUGGAGGGAGUCCUCUCCCAGGAGACCCAGAAGCGGGAGCUACAUACCAACCCGGGCAGCCAUGUCAACUUACCGUAUGCCAGGACCCUGCUCAAUGGGACAAAGAUCCAGGUGUACCAGACCCCUGAGGUCCAUGCCACCCCGGGGAGCGAUGUCACCUUACCGUGUACCUACAAUGUCUCUGGAGUAGAGGAGGCAACUAUCGGGUCCUUCACGUGGUACAGACACCUGGUGAAGACUGGGCCGGAGGUGUGUGACAGUAAUAAGGACUUCACCGGUCGGAUCUCCAAAGCGGAUACAGAACAAUUCACCAGUAACAGAGAUGCCCAUAUCACCAUACACAACGUGCUUGAUACAGACGCUGGCAGAUAUUUCUGUGCAGUCAGGUUUCUAGAAGGUGGAAGAAUAUCUGGAUCUGGAGCCGGGACCCUGCUCAAUGUGACAGGAGUCCUCUCCCAGGAGACCCAGAAGCGGGAGCUACAUACCAACCCGGGCAGCCAUGUCAACUUACCGUAUGCCAGGACCCUGCUCAAUGGGACAAAGAUCCAGGUCUACCAGACCCCUGAGGUCCAUGCCACCCCGGGGAGCGAUGUCACCUUACCGUGUACCUACAAUGUCUCUGGAGUAGAGGAGGCAACUAUUGGGUCCUUCACGUGGUACAGAUACCUGGUGAAGACUGGGCCGGAGGUGUCUGACAGUAAUAAGGACUUCACCGGUCGGAUCUCCAGAGCAGAUACAGAACAAUUCACCAGUAACAGAGAUGCCCAUAUCACCAUACACAACGUGGUUGAUACAGACGCUGGCAGUUAUUUCUGUGCAGUCAGGUUUCUAGAAGGUGGAAGAAUAUCUGGAUCUGGAGCCGGGACCCUGCUCAUUGUGACAGGAUUCCUUUCCAUGGAGAUCCAGGUGUACCAGAUCCCUGAGGUCCAUGCCACCCCGGGGAACGAUGUCACCUUACCGUGUACCUACAAUGUCUCUGGAGUAGAGGAGGCAACUAUCGGGUCCUACAAGUGGUACAGACACCUGGUGAAGACUGGGCCGGAGGUGUCUGACAGUAAUAAGGACUUCACCGGUCGGAUCUCCAGAGCGGAUGCAGCUGAAUUCAUCAGUAACAGAGAUGCCCAUGUCACCAUACACAACGUGGAUCCCUCACAUUCUGGGAUAUAUUUCUGUCAAGUUAUUUUUCAACAUGGAAAGGAAAUAACCGGAGUUGGAAAUGGAACUCUGCUGAAUGUGACAGUGGUCCCUCAGAAGAUGCUUGGCAUCUGUGUCCUGCUGAAGGCGGCCGGAUUGCUCCUGAUUGUCCUGAUGGGACUUGUUGCUUGCAUAUUCCGAUUGACAUUAAGCUGUGUCCUGUCUCGAGAUACCAGGGUCUCCGCUGAAAGCUCCAGUCAUGGACCAUCGAGCACUGGGACCUGUUCACUGUCCCCAGAUCAGCCUGUGUCUCUAAACCAUCCAACAGCAUCACUUCAGAGCUGUGAAAUGGCAUCUGCCUCCUGACAUGAUUGGCUGUAUAUCAUGGUGUAUGGUCUAUAUACCGCAUACACUGUGACAUCAUGGUAUAUUAUCUAUAUACCGCAUACACUGUGACAUCAUAGUAUAUUAUCUAUAUACCGCCUACACUGUGACAUCAUAGUAUAUUAUCUAUAUACCGCCUACACUGUGACAUCAUAGUAUAUUAUCUAUAUACCGCCUACACUGUGACA
Molecule: messenger RNA, 1802 nt
Organism: Bufo gargarizans (Asiatic toad)
Lineage: Eukaryota; Metazoa; Chordata; Amphibia; Anura; Bufonidae
Exons: 7
Coding region: 64-1596 (510 amino acids)
Biological process (GO): immune response-activating cell surface receptor signaling pathway; positive regulation of natural killer cell mediated cytotoxicity
Source: RefSeq, a predicted model, not a curated record